GUCGCCCGGUGCUGCGGGGCGGGGUUGGGGGGGAGAGCCAUGGGCUGCAGCUGCUGCCGGCUGGUGUUUUCGCUGCUGCUGGCGGCGGCGUUGGCGUGCCGGGCCGCGGCCCUGUGGCCCUGGCCCCAGUACAUCCGCACGUCCCACCGGCGCUACACCCUGUACCCCAACAUCUUCCAGUUCCGCUACCACGCCGGAUCGGCCGCGCAGGCAGGCUGCGCCGUCCUCGACGAGGCCUUCCAGCGGUACAGGAAGCUGCUCUUCGGUUCGGGCUCAUGGCCCCGGCCCAGCUUUCCAGGAAAGCGGUUUGUGCUGGGGAAGGAAAUGCUGGUUGUCUCUGUGGCUACAGCAGAGUGUGAUGAGUAUCCUACUUUGGAGUCAGCAGAGAACUACAACCUGACCAUAAAUGACGACAAGUGUUUACUCCUCUCCGACACUGUCUGGGGAGCUCUCCGAGGUCUGGAGACUUUUAGCCAACUUGUGUGGAAAUCUGCAGAAGGCACGUUCUUUGUCAAUAAGACGAGGAUCAGAGACUUUCCCCGCUUCCCUCACCGCGGCUUGCUGCUGGAUACGUCUCGCCAUUACCUGCCGCUGUCUAGCAUCCUGGAUACGCUGGAUGUCAUGGCCUACAAUAAAUUCAACGUGUUCCACUGGCAUCUGGUUGAUGACCCUUCCUUCCCAUACGAGAGCUUCACUUAUCCGCAGCUUAGCAGAAAGGGGUCCUACAACCCUGCCACCCAUGUGUAUACAGCACAGGACGUAAAAGAGAUCAUUGAAUACGCACGGCUGCGGGGUAUCCGGGUGCUGGCAGAAUUUGACACUCCCGGCCACACUUUGUCCUGGGGUCCAGGUGUCCCUGGGUUACUGACUCCUUGCUACUCUGGAUCGCAGCCCUCUGGCACCUUUGGACCAGUGAAUCCCAGUCUCAACAGCACCUAUGAGUUCAUGAGCACAUUCUUCUUGGAGAUCAGCGCUGUGUUCCCAGAUUUCUAUCUUCAUUUGGGCGGAGAUGAGGUUGACUUCACAUGCUGGAGAUCAAACCCCGGGAUCCAGGACUUCAUGAAGAAGAAGGGUUUUAACGACUUCAAGGAGCUGGAGUCCUUCUACAUCCACACGCUACUGGACAUCGUCUCUGCUUAUGACAAGGGCUAUGUGGUGUGGCAAGAAGUGUUUGAUAAUAAAGUGAAGGUUCGGCCAGAUACAGUCAUACAAGUAUGGCGGGAAACGGUCCCGGUGGACUACAUGAAGGAAAUGGAAAAGAUCACCCAGGCUGGCUUCCGAGCCCUACUCUCUGCCCCCUGGUACUUGAACCACAUAACCUAUGGCCCCGACUGGAACGACAUGUACAAAGUAGAGCCCCUGGCAUUUGAUGGCACCCCUGAGCAGGAAGCUCUGGUGAUUGGAGGAGAAGCCUGUAUGUGGGGAGAGUAUGUGGACAGCACAAACCUGGUUCCUAGGCUCUGGCCCAGAGCAGGGGCUGUCGCCGAAAGACUGUGGAGCAGCAACUUGACAAAUAACCUAGGCUUUGCCUAUGAGCGUCUGUCGCAUUUCCGCUGCGAGCUGCUGAGGCGAGGAGUCCAGGCCCAGCCCAUCAAUGUAGGCUACUGCGAACAAGAAUUUGAACAGACCUGAGCCAGCAGCCUCCCGCACCCUGGAGGGUGCUGGCCCUAAGAACGCAGUAGUGGGGCCAGGCUUCCACUGUCCUGGCCAGGGGACAGAGCCCCUUGCCUUGUGUGCCCCUGUGACUAGAGAGGAGGAGGCUGGUGCUGGCACUGGUGUUCAGUAAAGAGCAAUAUGGCAUA
Molecule: messenger RNA, 1802 nt
Organism: Jaculus jaculus (lesser Egyptian jerboa)
Lineage: Eukaryota; Metazoa; Chordata; Mammalia; Rodentia; Dipodidae
Gene: Hexa
Product: hexosaminidase subunit alpha
Exons: 14
Coding region: 40-1632 (530 amino acids)
Biological process (GO): carbohydrate metabolic process; ganglioside catabolic process; glycosaminoglycan metabolic process
Cellular component (GO): membrane
Molecular function (GO): beta-N-acetylhexosaminidase activity
Source: RefSeq, a predicted model, not a curated record